AGUAGAAGCAAAUUCAUAUUACUUGUCUCUGAAGUAUGAAAUCAAUGGCUAAUUCAAAGCUUUUCUCAGUUUUGUUUAUUCAGUUGACACUUGUUCUUGUUCUCUUAGACCUUGCUAAUGCACAAGGCUUGAAACUAGGGUUUUACAGCUCAUCAUGCCCCUCUGCCGAGGCUAUCACCAAGAAGAUUACAACAAAAUUUAUUUCUCAUACUCCAAGUUUUGCACCAAAAUUGCUAAGGAUGCAUUUUCAUGAUUGUUUUGUUAGGGGUUGUGAGGCUUCUGUGCUACUCAAUUCUACCACGAAUAACCAAGCGGAGAAGGCUGCAAUUCCCAACCUAAGUUUAAAUGGAUUCCAAAUUAUUGAUGCUGUGAAAGCUGCACUAGAGAAGAAGUGUCCUGGUGUUGUUUCUUGUGCUGAUAUUUUAUCCCUAGUAGCUCGUGAUGCAGUUUCAGUGAUAAAAGGCCCAUUUUGGCCAGUCCCUACGGGACGAAGGGAUGGAACGAUUUCACUUGCCAGUGAAGUAUUGACCAAUCUACCAUUCCCUACUUUCAAUAUAACUCAACUGGAAUCAUCUUUUGCCUCUAAGGGUUUAAAUGUCAAAGACCUUGUAGUUUUAUCAGGAGGACACACCAUAGGAAUUUCGCAUUGUCCUUCUUUCACGAACCGCUUGUACAACUUCACCGGUAAAGGUGACACUGACCCAACAAUGAACCAGAAUUACAUAGCUCAGCUGAAGAAGAAAUGCAAGCCAGGAGAUGCAACUACAAUUGUUGAGAUGGACCCAGGAAGCUCAAAAACAUUUGAUACGGAUUACUACACUGUAGUGAGCAAAAGAAGAGGAUUGUUUCAAUCCGACGCGGCUCUUCUCACUGACAAUACUACCAAUGCUUAUGUCCAGCUUCAGAAAACUCCCAAAGGAUCUACUUUCUUGAAAGAUUUUGCAGAUUCCAUGGUUAAGAUGGGUCAGAUUGGUGUCCUUACUGGCAAUUCUGGUGAAAUCAGAAAAAUAUGUUCCCGCAUCAACUAAUAGCUAAUUUUCCCGUAUUUUCUUUUCUUUUCUUUUCGUUUUCAUUAUAUGUUGUUAAAUUGGUAAUUAAUGAUAAACUAAAGAGAGAGAAUAAACUGUAUAUUUAAUUGAAUUGAAUUAAAUCUGCAGCUGAAUUAUAGUUUGUUUUUGGUAAGGAUAUAUCUUGCUUUUGUAAACGUUGUCAUCUUAUGGUGCAUGGUUUAAGCUUGUCAUGCAAUCAUUUAUUUAUUCUUCCAAUUAAUAAGAUUGUAUUUUUAUUUUUUUACAUGA
Messenger RNA from Camellia sinensis, 1298 nucleotides. Its product is annotated as peroxidase 27-like. Gene Ontology annotation, biological process: hydrogen peroxide catabolic process; response to oxidative stress. The record is from RefSeq and is a predicted model, not a curated record. Gene Ontology annotation, molecular function: heme binding; peroxidase activity. NCBI's taxonomy places the organism in Eukaryota, Viridiplantae, Streptophyta, Magnoliopsida, Ericales, Theaceae.